Labrus mixtus (cuckoo wrasse) is the source of this 1943-nucleotide messenger RNA. RefSeq names its product ALG12 alpha-1,6-mannosyltransferase (gene alg12). Lineage: Eukaryota; Metazoa; Chordata; Actinopteri; Labriformes; Labridae. The record is from RefSeq and is a predicted model, not a curated record. The transcript has 9 exons. Bases 38 to 1525 code for a protein of 495 amino acids. Gene Ontology annotation, biological process: protein N-linked glycosylation. Gene Ontology annotation, cellular component: endoplasmic reticulum membrane. Gene Ontology annotation, molecular function: alpha-1,6-mannosyltransferase activity.
UCAAUCUACCGGAAGUGGUAAUCAUCUUUCGGCUGUCAUGGCUGAGAAAAGGAAUGUUUGGGGGCUACCACUGUUGUUUUUAUUGAUAGCUGUGUCUCUCUUGCACUUAUUUAUCUGUCCGUUCACUAAAGUCGAGGAGAGCUUUAAUUUACAAGCGGUGCACGACAUUUUGUACCACAGACUUGACUUUGACAAGUAUGACCAUCAUGAGUUCCCCGGGGUCGUGCCACGGACUUUCCUUGGUCCCGUCUUCCUUUCCCUAAUCAGCUCCCCUGUCGUGUUUUUGUCCUCCCUGCUGGAUGCACCGAAAUUCUACACUCAGCUCACAGUCCGAGCUUCGCUGGGCUUGUGUGUCAUUGGUGCACUGUGGCACAUGCAGAGGGAGGUGAGGAGGCAGUUUGGCUCCACAGUUGCGGGGCUCUUCUGUCUGAUGUGUGCGUCCCAGUUUCACCUAAUGUUCUACAGCACCAGGACACUGCCUAAUGUGUUUGCACUGCCAAUAGUUCUUGUAGCAUUCACAUCUUGGAUUGCUCAAAAGCAUGGCCGCUUCAUCAGCCUCUCUGCUCUAGCCAUCAUAGUGUUCCGGUCGGAGCUCUGCAUCUUCUUGGGUCUCAUGUUACUGAUAUCACUGUUGAGUAAGAGGCUUGGACUGAUGCAGCUACUUUACUAUGCUGUCCCUGCUGGAAUCAUGUCACUAGCCUUAACAGUGGCCAAUGACUCCUUCUUUUGGAGGAAGCUUUUGUGGCCUGAAGGUCAGGUUCUGUGGUACAACACUGUUCUUAACAAAAGUUCCAACUGGGGAACCUCUCCCUUUUUGUGGUACUUUUACUCUGCUGUGCCCCGAGCUCUGGGCUGCACUCUGCUCUUCGUCCCCCUCGGCCUCCUUGACAGGCGGAUGAGGCUGCUUCUGCUUCCCACCGUGGGCUUCAUCCUCAUCUACUCCCUGCUGCCCCAUAAGGAGAUGCGCUUCAUUAUAUACACUUUCCCUGUGCUCAGUUUGGUGGCUGCUAGAGGCUCAUCUUUCAUCUUAUGCAACUACCAGAAAUCCUGGAUGUAUAAACUGGGCUCUGUGUUUGUGGUUGGACAGCUGAUGACCAAUGCAGCGUACACAAGUAUUUGUCUUUAUGUUUCCCACCACAACUACCCAGGGGGCCGGGGAAUGCAGGAACUACACAGGCUUCUCCCAGACAAAGCGGAUGUCUUUGUUCAUAUCGACACCUAUGCAGCUGAAACUGGAGUAUCUCGAUUUUUGGAGCUGAACACAAACUGGAGGUAUGAUAAACGUGAGGACCUCAGCCUUACAAAUCCUGAGGUAAAAUUGUACUCUCACCUACUGAUGGAGGCUAAUGUAACAAAGAUAAAGCUACUCCAGGACACUCAUCAUCCUCUGGCCUUCAUAGAAGGUUACAGCAGCAUUGCCUUCAACUUGUUCCACCUCCCUCCGGUCACAGUGCGGUUAGAGAGAAAAAUUGUGCUGAUGGAGAGAAGAGCUGUGCUGAUGGAGAGAAGAGCUGUAAGCGGUUAGCAAAAAGCGUGAAUGUAUAGGAAUGGUUUGUUGAUGAACAAAUGUUUUGGGUUUUAUGAACGACUACAAAACACCAGACCAAAGGUAAAAUGGAUUGUCAAGGUUUUUUUUUCCUGAUAUGAAAAGUAACCUGCCUGUUAUUCAUGACAUUCCACUAGGGUUUGUGUCGUCAAGUGAUACACAAGUAAAUUCAUAUAAUGCAUGACCUUUCUUCAUGAUGGUUAAAAUGGGUAAUAUUUAACAUUUUCUCAAACAAGCUUUGAAUUACUUUUGCAUAAGAACAGGAACAACAAUUAAUCUUGCAUUCAAGGAGAAACUAUUUGACAGGAAAUGUAUAUUCUGUACAUCUGAUAGUAGUUUGUAUAUUUUUUGUAGAUACACCUUUUCAGAUAAAUAAAACAGAGUGUUUGAAAUGUAA